AUGAGGCAGAUCCUGACCCGGGUCAGGCCCCGCCCCCGAUUUUGCCAGGACUGCGCGCCCCGCCCCUCCCCAGAGUGCCGCAGGCGGCAGCGAGCUGCGGACUACAUUUCCCACAAUGCACCCCGGGGCGGGCAGGGCUGGGCUGAGCGGCUGGAGCCGGGCCUCCGCCACGAGAGGCCGGCGAGGGCUGUCUUCCUGGGCGGGCGGCUGGGCGAGGGGCGGUGGGGGGGCGGUGGCCAGCACAGUGGAUAUGUCUGCGUCCGCAGGGGGCCGUGGCCCCGCGAACCUGCGCCCUCAGUCCAGGUCCGGCCGGGCACCCGCGCUCUCCCGGGGGUCCGGCAGAGUGCAGUGACCGGCAAUCUCUGUGCGUCCAGGGCCCCCAAGAGAAACAGGCAAGCCGGAGGGAUGGCAGCUGACAUGCAGAGGAAGAGAAGCAGCGAAUGCCCUGAUGGCACCUUGGCUCCUUCUGAUGGGCAGAGUAUGGAGAGAGCUGAGAGCCCCACACCAGGACUGGCUCAGGGAAUGGAGCCAGGUGCCGGGCAGGAGGGUGCCAUGUUCGUCCAUGCCCGUUCCUACGAGGACCUGACGGAAUCAGAAGAUGGGGCAGCUUCUGGGGACAGCCCUAAUGAGGGUGCUGGGGGUCCCCCACCGCUGCCUGCAGACAUGCGCCAGAUCAGCCAGGACUUCAGUGAGCUGAGCACCCAGCUGACGGGUGUGGCCCGGGACCUGCAGGAGGAGAUGCUUCCAGGAAGCUCUGAGGACUGGCCAGAGUCUUCAGGGGCAGCUGGGCGGCCAGCCACAGAACCCCCCAGGGAGGGCGCAGGCGAGGGGGAUGAGGAGGAGGCUGCCGAGGCCUGGCGAAUGCACCAGAAGCACGUCUUUGUGCUGAGCGAGGCGGGGAAGCCUGUGUACUCCCGCUAUGGGUCAGAGGAGGCACUUUCCAGCACCAUGGGUGUCAUGGUGGCCCUGGUGUCCUUCCUGGAGGCAGACAAGAAUGCCAUUCGUUCUAUCCACGCAGAUGGCUACAAGGUAGUGUUCGUGCGCCGGAGCCCACUGGUGCUGGUGGCAGUGGCGCGCACGCGGCAGUCGGCGCAGGAGCUGGCGCAGGAGCUGCUCUACAUCUACUACCAGAUCCUGAGCCUUCUUACGGGCGCGCAGCUGAGCCACAUCUUCCAGCAGAAGCAGAACUACGACCUGCGGCGCCUGCUCUCGGGCUCGGAGCGCAUCACCGACAACCUGCUGCAGCUCAUGGCGCGAGACCCCAGCUUCCUCAUGGGGGCGGCGCGCUGCCUGCCCCUGGCGGCGGCCGUGCGCGACGCGGUGAGUGCCAGCCUGCAGCAGGCGCGAGCGCGCAGCCUCGUCUUCUCCAUCCUGCUGGCGCGCAACCAGCUCGUGGCGCUAGUGCGCCGCAAGGACCAAUUCCUGCACCCCAUCGACCUGCACCUGCUCUUCAACCUCAUAAGUUCCUCUUCGUCCUUCCGCGAGGGCGAGGCCUGGACGCCCGUGUGCCUGCCCAAGUUUAACGCGGCCGGCUUCUUCCACGCACACAUCUCUUACCUGGAGCCUGACACCGAUCUCUGCCUGCUGCUCGUCUCCACGGACCGCGAGGACUUCUUUGCAGUCUCGGACUGCCGCCGCCGCUUUCAGGAGCGCCUGCGGAAGCGCGGCGCCCACCUGGCGCUGCGGGAGGCCCUGCGCACGCCCUACUACAGUGUUGCUCAAGUGGGCAUCCCCGACCUGCGCCACUUCCUCUAUAAGUCAAAGAGCUCGGGACUCUUCACCAGCCCUGAGAUUGAGGCCCCGUACACCAGUGAAGAGGAGCAGGAGCGGCUGCUGGGCCUCUACCAGUACCUGCACAGCCGAGCCCACAAUGCCUCCCGCCCACUCAAGACCAUCUACUACACAGGCCCCAAUGAGAACCUCCUGGCCUGGGUGACAGGUGCCUUUGAGCUCUACAUGUGCUACAGCCCCCUGGGGACCAAGGCGUCGGCCGUCAGUGCCAUCCAUAAGCUGAUGCGCUGGAUCCGCAAAGAAGAAGACCGCCUCUUCAUCCUCACGCCCCUCACCUACUGAUGGGAGCGUGUGUGGGCUCAGCCCUCUUCGGCACACUGGGCCAUGGGGGCCAUGGGAGCCUCCACGCGGGGCUGGCCUCUCUUGCCCAGGCAGCAGGCAGGGACUGGGGGUUGGUGCGUGCAUUAAAGUGCUUUGGGGAAGACACUCA
Ailuropoda melanoleuca (giant panda) is the source of this 2221-nucleotide messenger RNA. It is a transcript of the gene MON1A, whose product is annotated as MON1 vesicular trafficking associated A. Gene Ontology annotation, cellular component: Mon1-Ccz1 complex. The record is from RefSeq and is a predicted model, not a curated record. Gene Ontology annotation, biological process: vesicle-mediated transport; protein targeting to vacuole; protein secretion. NCBI's taxonomy places the organism in Eukaryota, Metazoa, Chordata, Mammalia, Carnivora, Ursidae.